UAAGUAACCUUUGUUUCCCCUUUAAUGCAGACACCUACUGAUAAUGUUGCACAAAUUUUGCAUUGCAUUGAGUCAACAAACAAUCAAAUCCCUCAGCAACAACAAGAGUUUACUAAGAAACAAAACCAAUUUGAGCAAAGAGGCAUAUUCAGUAGUAGCAUUAGUCCUAACAAUUCAUCAGAUGAUGGAUACACAUGGAGAAAAUAUGGACAAAAGCAUGUAAAAGGGAGUAAUUUUCCCAGAAGUUACUACAAAUGCACUCAACAAACAUGUCCUGUGAGGAAAAAAGUUGAGUGUGCACCAAAUGGACAAGUCAUAGAAAUUGUCUACAAUGGUCCUCAUAAUCACCCGAAAACUCAACAUCUUCGACGAAAAGCUAUGGAUGCAGAUUCCUAUGUUGUUGGACAAGAAAAUGGAUCAUCAUCAUCAUCAUUGAUAUGGAGAAACGAUCAGCAACUUGAGUACAAUAAGGAUGUUAAUAGUUGUUGUAAUGAACUAGAAAGAAAACCUUCUGCAUCUGUCUUGUCUGAUGUCUCAUCCGAUCCAAUGUUGUCGAACAAUCUGAAAUCGAUGAAUGUGUUUGAAUCAGAUGCAACUCAUGAGCUUUCUUCUACGCUAAAUAGUUUUGAUGAUGAAGAUGAAGAUUUGGCCACUCAAGAAGGUAAUUUUCUUGGGGAUGGUAUCAAUGAGUUUGAAUUUGAGCCAAAAAGAAGG
Molecule: messenger RNA, 714 nt
Organism: Capsicum annuum
Lineage: Eukaryota; Viridiplantae; Streptophyta; Magnoliopsida; Solanales; Solanaceae
Product: probable WRKY transcription factor 26
Biological process (GO): regulation of DNA-templated transcription
Molecular function (GO): DNA-binding transcription factor activity; sequence-specific DNA binding
Source: RefSeq, a predicted model, not a curated record